UUUUUUUUUUCUCGUUACGUUAGGGUUGACAAUGGAAAAACAAUUCAAAACAAGCGGAGGAUAUUAAUGUUGCUGUCAAUUUCACUGGGAUGAGAAUUCGCCACGGCAUAGGGCAAAUAUCUACGUAGGCAUGCAUUUCUGUUUCAGAAAUUGCCACAAAAUUGCUACAGAGUUUUCUUUCCUCUCCCUCCCAAAGCUGUCUCGUGAUUCUAUGAGACCAUGUAUUGGUCUGUGUAGUUACGUUAGGUACUUAGGGUACUUAGGCUUGCUGUGACCUGCCAUGUGCCACAAUCCAAAAGAGGAGGGCUACACUGCACGCAGGUGUGUAGGGAUCAGCAGCAGUGAGUUUGAAGGAUUUUGUAAUGCACAAGGGCACAGAGGUUUUGUUCGUCUCACGAGUUUUGUUCUUGUUUACUAACGUUCAUGCAAGCAAGGCAGUUUGUUCUUUUUGAUGGGCUGUGUGGUCAGGAGUAGGCUGGAGAACAGCUAGAGAAUAGGAAGGUGUCUAAAGCUGAAUUCUUUCCAGGUUCUUGAAUACAUUUGUAAUGUUUCAUAUGAAGCAGCACUUCACAAAUGGAAAGGUCUGCUAUCUUGAAAUGUACCGUAUGUGUCACUUACUCAGUAGCUGGACCUGAAGCAUAAGAGUUUGAUGCACUUACCGUUUUUAUCGGCUUUCACCCUACUGGCCUCUCAUAAUUCAGAUAUAGAUGACUGCAAGAAGUGUCUUCGGAAACUUAAUAGCAAUGCUGUCCUUCUGCACGAUGCGUUCAGUCUUCGCAGGGCUGCAACAUCCUACCAGUGCAGAAUUUCAAUUUAGCUUAAAGUGCAAAGGGUUUACGUUUAAAUGUUGGAUUUACACGUUUAAGUCCAUAGAUAGUCUUCAUGCCAACGGUGUUAUGCAAAACAGCGUUCCACAUCUCAGCAGCUGGAGGGAGAGAGAGCACGACAGCUUCAGUGCUUCAUUUGGUCUGUCAAAUGGCAGCGUGUCCAGAUUUAUUUUUACAGAUUUAUUUUGUUACAGAUUUAUUUUGUUUCUGUGCUUUUUUUGGUUUGUUUUGUGUUGUUUUGACUGUAUCUUUUCUGCAAUGUUGUUCUCUGAAGGUUAUUUUUUUAUCAUAAAAUUGUUCUUGGCCGAUAUACUGUGAAAUGACUAAAAAGAUGCAAAAGCCUCGAGUUUUGGAAGAUCACUGUUUGUAGCCUGCAGCUUCCUUCUGUGUGGGCUGAUAUGACCCAAACAUCGCUCGGCACUUCAUUCUGCUCCAGCCCGAAGCUGCAGGCACUGGUGGCCUAUUUAAAAAGGUUUCACGUUGGAAGCUCUAUAAACAGCAGCCAAAAUUACUGCUGGUAGUGCUUCUCAGCAGUAGUUCUACCUACAGGAAGCUAUCGGUCGGUGCCCUUGUUAACCUGAGGCCGCUUGUGCGGUGAUUUCGUACAGCGUGUGCGCGGCGGUAAGCACGCAUUAACAGCUCGAGAGCAUUUGCUUUCACGGAGUGUGCGGGAUUUCUGCCACGGCGCACGCCGCAGCAAUAGCGCUGCCGACCAGCCGCGGCGGGCUCUGUCCGAGGAACGGCACCGCCCGCGGGGCGGGGACAGGACCUAGUUGCUAGGACGCGCGCGGCGGGAGCGUUGCUGGGACGCGCGCGGGCAACGGCGGCCGAGCACAGGGAGGCAGCGCGGCGGGGCCGCCGGGGGCUGUCGGGCGGGCCGCCGGACGGAGGACGUGCCCCGGCUGCUCUGCCGGGUGUGCGGCAAAGCUCUCGGAAGAACGCGUCGGCAAACGGCUCCGGCGAGCUUGGCAGAGCGGCGGGGGGGGCGACAUGGACGUGGCCGUCCGCGAGAGGCUCCUGGCCGCGCAGAGCCGCCGAGAUGUUCAGGCUUUGAAGGAUGCUUAUGAGUUGAUCAAAUCAGCCUGUCAAGGAAGAUCUGCACUUGACUCAUCAGAUAACUUCAGCACAGACUUAUACGUUCUGUGUGCUGAACAGGCAUUUCAGCUGGGAUACCUGCAAAUUAGCAGUGACUGUCUACAGAUGUAUUUUAAAGGAAGAUUUCCUGUAAACCAGUUUAUUGGUAGAGCAUAUUUGUGCCAAGGACAGUUGCACACUCCACUCUCUACAGAUAAUUUGGAAGCAUUUGAAAAAUUUGUGCUGUUUUUUAUGAAAGCAAUAGAUUUUGCAACACAUGAUCAAAGAUACUAUUUUUUGAUAUAUAAUGCCUCAGUUCUUUAUUGGCAAUUUGUGAGACCCUAUCUUAAGCCUGGAUUCCGCUGUUACCUUGUUCCCAGCCUGUCUCAAAUUGUUAAAGCAUUAAACCAAACUGAUGAGCCAGACGGUGAAUGGAGAGCAGAACUCAUGAUAAAUUUACUUGAGUGCCUCCUCGAUGCUUCAAAACUGAAAGAAGCAAAAGAGUUUUCAUCGACUGCAGCAGUCUUUAUUAAGGAAAAUGCUCCAGAUAAAUACUCUCAAAUAUUUUCUUUAAUGGUAUACCACAAACUAAUGGAUAUUUCCCAGAUAGAGAAGGAAAUACAAAAUUCCAUCCAUUUGUCAGUGAUUUAUAAAAUGCAAAUGAUAAAAUCGCAGUGGGACACAAAUGAAUUUCCAAGUGAUGCCACCGCAACUCUGUAUUCUCUAUAUGAACUUCUGAAACAGUAUGAUGUACCUCCAGCAUCUGUUGCCAGUAUGAAAAUUCCUUUGAUCCUGGAAUUGGCUCGUUUUUCUGUGAAAGUAAACUGCAUUAAGCUUACACAUGAUUGUAUACUUGAAUUGAAGAAAGCUGGCAUUACUGAACAAGGGAAACUUAUUGAAGUAGAAUGCCUGGAAUGUGAAUAUGAAAUUCAAAAAUUUGGCCCUAAAAUAGUGACUUAUACCAAAGGAGUUGUUGAGGCUCAGCUGAAAUUGAUUAAAAAUCUUGAUUUAACCUUGCAACAUGCGGUUCAGCUGGGAGAUCCUUAUGUGAUUCAGGUUGUUUGCACAACCCAGUGGAAUCUGUGCUUACCACUACUACAACAAAAUUUGCAUCAACAUGUGCGAAAACCUUUGAUAGCAGUUGCUGAUGUCCUUGAAGAGAUUGACAGCAUGCUGAUUUUUUUACGUUGCCAAGUUCACAUGGAAAUUGCUCGUAUUGAAGAAGAUGAGGAUAGAAUUGAGAUUGCUGUGCAACAUUUACAGAAAGCUAUACAUCUAGAUAACAGUGGGCAGUAUCAAGAACAUCUAAGAUUGAAUUUUAACCGUCUUUCUUUGUACGCUAUGCUGUAUAAGUCUCCUGAGCGUCUAGAGGAUCAGGCGCUAAUGAUGAUUGAACAGGCUAAAAGGGGAAAGGAAAAGAAUAAUGUGAGGCAAAAGAGAUCCCUUCUGGUAAAUGCUGGUCUUGCACUAGCUCCUGAUUUAUUUCAGGUGGUUCUUGAUAGUGAAAAUGAAGCUAAAGUGUCCUCAGGUUAUAGUCAGAGUCAAGUAAGUUACCUCUGUGCAAAAGCACAACAUCAUGUUAAAAGUGUGGACAAAGUUGAUGGACAUUUGAAACACCUAAAAAAGGAAAAUGACAAAGAGAGAAUUAGACUUUGGGCAAAUUUGGCAAAAGUUGCACGUACACAAGAAGUGUGGGAUGUCUGCCGUACAGCAUGCAGAUUUUGUCUCCUGUAUGAUGACACUUUGUUUAGGAGAGCAACAAAACCUAAAAAAACACAGAAGAAGAAAGCUAGUAUAACUAUGAUGGAUGAUGACCAAGAUGAUGGCUUACCAGGAGAGUUAUUACUACCUGCUAAGUCCUUUUCUUUUGAAAGAGAUUUACUCAGAAUAUUAGCAGAAAUAAGAUUUAUUAAUGCAGAGGCAACGAUUCAUUUAUUAAGAUUGCAGGGACUUGAGCUGAAUGACCACACUGUACCUACAGAAGAUAAAAGCCAACAUCCUUCAGAAUAUGUUUUAGAUUUUCCUGAAAGUGAUCUAGAAUGGAAAGCAUACAGUUCAUGGAUAGACUACUUAUCUCGGUAUGCUAUGGAAAAUUUCCUGCGUGCAGCUGAAAUAGGAGAAGAACUGAAUGAAGCCUGGAUUGUUCAUAAUGCUGUGGUGUAUAUCUUAAACUACAAUAGGCAUCUUAUCACAUCAGGAAGACAGAGGGAAAUUAUUGCGUAUCUGCAGACUCUUCUUGGAGCAGUCAAGACUGUUGGGCACACUGGAAGCACUGUCACUUUGUUGAUGUUAUGUAAUGCUGUAGCUCGGGGCUUAAUUCUCUGUUGGAUUCCAAAACCAAAACGUACUGAGGAGAAAAAGUUAUGUGCAUCACCAGACAAAAGUAGAAAGGCUUCAGCAAAGGGACAUGAGAAAGCAAAUGCUAUCCCUUCUUUGUCAGUAGAUCCCAGUGGACUUCCUGACAUCAAAGCAGCCUUAGAGAUUUGUGAAUUUGCUCUAAAUGUGACAAGUGGAACCAUACCUAAUGAAAUAGUACCUGUUGCUGUAAAACAACAGAUCAUUGCUACAUGGGUGAAAGCAAAACAGUUAAAUCAGCAACAGAUAGGACAUAAACUUUGGACUGAGGAGGAGAGUAGUGAUGAAGCACAAAAUCCUAUUGCAAGAAUUCUUGUUGGUCUAGAAAUGUAUUCAUGUACUGGCUUGGGUCUCAUGGAUUUCACAGUUCCUGCUUUAUCUCAGUUAGUGAAAUUGGCUUUAGAAUGCAGCUGGUCAGAUUCAUUAGUAGAACUGCAGACACUGACACGACUUACAUAUUUUGCGUAUGUAUUACAUGACUACGAAAUAGUGAUGACUUGUUCCCAAAGGAUAUUGCAGUCAGUUAAUAAUUUUUUUCACAAUAGCGGUACCAAGAAAUAUGAAAUACCUGAUAACACAGCGAGACAAGAAAUGUUGAGUACUGCUGCCUGUAUCCAAGGAAAGAGUAUAAUGGAAAAUUUGGCUGGACAAAAACAUUUGCGUAUAGCUGCAUCAAAAGCCUUUGCUCAGAGUGCCAGAUAUGCAGGUGAAGCUGGAAAUUAUUCCCUUGUAAUGUUUGCAGCGAGACACUUUUGGAACGCAUGUUUACCUUUGCUAGGUUUUCCACAUGACAGAGAACAGUUUAAAGAACCUACUGAAAUAAUUCUUAAGAAUAUAAUGAAAGCAGAAUCUGAAAAUAAACAGGAGAAAAAUGAUACAUUGCCUUUGCAUCAGUGGCUCACAAAGGAUUUUCAAAGUAGUGGAUUAUCAGAUGGAUGCUUUCUGCCAGGUGCUGAUGAAGAUCUGACAUUAAGGACUUCUUUAUAUGGGUUAUUAUUCCACAUAUAUGCUGAUAAAUCUGAUUGGGAAAAAGCAUUAGAAGUCCUGAAUGAAGCUAUUCAGGCUUUGCCUCAGACAAGACACAGGCUUCUGAUUUUUAAACAUUUGGCUACAGUAAAGGCAAGAUUGGGAUGUAAUUUCAUGAUGGAAAUUCAGAAAUUUGCAGGUGAAAGUGAAGAUUAUGUGUCCCGUAUUUGGCGUCAUAUGGUAACAGUUUCCAGAAGUAUUGUUGAACAGUUAAACUGUUUUAAAAAUGCAAUCAAUGCUUUGCAGAAACAAGAAAAUGAAUGGCAGAAAGUUGAUUACCUGAUGGAAUUUGCUGAAUGGUUAUACUGUAACCAGUUUCCCCUUAAUGAUGUUAUUAAACCUCUGGAUUGGGCAGUAGGUCUCUUGCUACAUAUGAAAUUUUCUAUGCCAUCUUCUCAAGAAGAAGAAGAAAAAUCUAUUAAAAAAUUAUUGCCUAUGGAAAAUCUGAAGAUAGAUGUUGGAAGAAAUGAUGUCAUGCCCCAAAUCAAUUUGGAAAAUUUGACUAAUAUUAAACAAUUGGAAGCUUUGUUUAGAGCACAGACUUUAAUGGCUGUAGUUUCUGGUCAUAGUUCUCCUUUUCAUCAGCAACACUGUUUGAUGGCAUAUGCUUGUGUUAUCCGUAUCUGGCAGGUAUCAUUGUCAGCAUCAGGACAUAUUAUAGGAGCAUUAUCAAAGUCUUCACAAUUUACAGCUCCUCAGGAUGCACAGCCAACAAUUGCUCGUAAGAAAGAGGACAAAAAGGAAGAGAAACAAAACCCCCAGUCUAGAGGUCAAAAAAGAGACAAAACUUCAAAAGACACUAAACAAGUUGAAGAAUCUUUUGUGAAAGAGCAGCCUAAAAGGAAGGAGUCAGUUGAUACCUUACCAAUAAAUGUGGAAGAAUGGGCUCAUUAUGACUGUCCCAAUGAAGUUAGAAAUACUUUUAAACAGAAAACAAAUAGUUAUGGUAUUAACUGGAAUAAUUUCACAAAACCUACAUGCACUUUGCAUUUUAUAGACAUUUUAGCUCAAGAACUACAGCAAAUAUUUUGCCCCCACUUGAUACUUCCCAUCUUUCAGCUAGCUGAAGUUAUUGCUAAUGAAGUUGUGGAAUGUAGAAGUCUGUCCGAUCUCUAUCACCUUCGAAUUGCCCUGAUAUGUUCAGACCUAAAACUUAGUCAGGCAUCUUCAUAUCAUGAGAAAGCUGCUGGAGAAGCAUACAUCAGUGAAUUAGAACAAGUAAUGUGUAGGCAAGAGAUUGCACUGAAAAAGGAAAAAAAAAAACAUACUGAGACAGAAGAAAGAAAAACAUUCUUGGAGAGUGCUCAGCUGAAUGGUAGUAAGGAUGAAAAUAUCCUCACUUCAGGGAAAAAGAUUUUUGAGUUAAAUGCAAUAACAGGCAAAGGACUGAGUGCACUUUCUUUCCCCUACUUAUGGAUAGAAAAAGCUGAAGUGCUAAUUCAGCUAGGUUUGUAUCAGCCGGCAAGACUACUGCUUUCAGAGGCCCAUGCUGCAACUCAGGAAUUGAGGACUCCAUAUGAUGCGUCAAGGUGCUUGUAUUUAUUGGCUGUUUUGGCUAACCUGGAAAAAAAACACAGACAAGCUAAAGCACUUCUUGAGAAAGCGCAGCUUCUAGGAGGAAAUGAACAGUUUUGGUACAACAGCACUGUUAGUCUAAUAGAGGCAAUUCUAGAGGAAGAGGGGGAAGAAAAACGGAGAUCGGCUUGUAAGAUACUGGAACACACUGUAUAUGUACUUAGAUCUACCUUACUGAAGAGACCUAACAGAGAAUCUGAGUUGGGUUUUAUAAUUGCAUCCCUUGAAGCCAGGAAAGCACUUAUUGAGAUACAUUUUGCUCAAAAUUGUUUGACUGUUAAUACUGAGCCUUGUCAGUCGCCACAUAUGCUACAGGGAUCUUACAGUAAAUUAAUUCAGAUUGAGGAAGACUUCCUUAAUUAUGGGCAUAAAAACUGCAGUGCUGAGAUUUUGCUGGAACGUGCAAAUAUUCACAGGAUGAUUGCCAAGCAGGAAGGAAAUGAAGAAGAAAAAUAUAGUCACUGUCUAGAUGCUUAUAACUUAGCUCAGAUGGCAGUAUCCAAAGCAGAAGAAGUGUUUCAUAAUGUUUGCAGCUUAAUUGCAGUUAAUGAGAAUACAAAUACUAGCAUACCAUUAAUGAGGCAACUAGGUAACAGGAAGCUAAACCUUGUGGAAAUUCUUCUGGAUAUUUUUCAAGUUGUUACUACCGAGAAAAAGCUUAAAAAAGUGGGAAAAACAUUCCAUAGAAUUGCAGAAUCAUUCUGUGGAGAAACUACUAAAGAUAAUGCAACAGAACAGGAUUGGAAGCAUAUGGAGUACACUAUAGGUCAUAUUACACUGGCUCAGUUAGCAAACAUACAGAAUCUUUGUAAAGGCUGCCCUGACAUCAAAUCCAAGUGCCUGUACCUCACUGGAAAAUGUCUUCAUUUACUUGCCAUUAACAUAGAUCCUGUACAUUCAGAAAUCUACUGGAAGCCAAACAUUAUGGAAGAAGCUAAAUUGGACAUCACUAAACCUUUCCUGAUUUCAGGAGAAUGCAAUGAACAGAAAGUGACAGACAUCAGUUUACUGUCUAAUAAGUGUCGGUUUGAUAAGUAUAGGAGGAAAGUACAGGAAUUAAAGAAGGAACUUAGGUUGGCUCAGAAAUAUCUUUCUCAGUGCAGUGAAGCUUUACUACAGUGUAUGGGUAUUGCAUUCAGCUAUAAUAUUACCAAUGUACUUGGUCCUGCUAGUUUGGAAAUGGUUGAAUGCUUUGGACAAUUUGAUCCAGUUUCGACUAGCCAGUUUUUAGCCCUUCAUCAGAGCUGUUCAGCAUCUAUGAUGAUGAAACAUAUCCUUCUAACAGCUAAUUCUGACACCAGCAGCUCUCAGCUGGCAGCAUUACUGCAUCUUCAAAAUCAAUUGAAACAAAACAGGAACACAAGUGAUCUUCUGAAAAAUGUGGAACAGCAACUGACUGCUACUUCAAUGGCAUGGAGAAAUCUCUGUAUUCCUGUAGAACAUUUUAAUAUAGUGAAUGAAUUGCCAUCUAAUUUCUACAUAAUUAUUCUCCAGCAUUCAGAAGACAGAUCAAACUUGUACAGCUCAUUGAUUGAGAAACCAAAAGUAAGUACUGCACAGCAGAAGGGAAAAUCCACUCAGCCAAUGGUGCAAGCUAAAGUUUCUCGAUUUCCUGUGAAUCCCAAUACAUUUUGUACUUUGUUGGAAAAAGUCCUGCAAGAGUGCAUCACUAAAACUGAUACGACUCCAACAGAGAAAAUAGACAAGAAUGGACACAAUUUGAUAACAGAUUUCUCUGAAAUAUUAGAAAUUAUGGAAGAAUAUCUGAAACCACUGCUAUCACAGUUUGAUUUCCCUAACAUUAGAGAACACAGCACAUCAGCUUCAGCAGCUGAAUCAGGAAAAAUAAAAGUGAAAGAUAAGGACACCAAACACACUAGAAUGCAGGGAACACCUAUGGAGUUAGGAUUGUGUGUGGUAUUACUAGCAGAUAAGUCAUUUAUGGAAUUGCCUUUGGAAACUCUGAGUGUCUUUCAGGAGGAAGGAAUAUGUUCUGUAUCCAGAGAUUUUUCUCUCCAGAUUCUCUACAAUCGACUGCAAGUGGAUGAAUCAGGUACUAUUAGCAUUUGCACAUCUAAGAGAUUGUGUGUGUUGGUUGUUUUACACUUUGAAGCUACUAUUUUUAGGCAAGAGGGUUUGGGGAAUGUCCUUGCCUUGCUGCAAUGUGAAAUUAAGAUGUAUUUUUCUAAUCUGUUGUUAUUAUUACAUCCUAAUGAAUAUAAACAAUCCUUUAAGAAAGCUGUAUUUUCUGAAACUGCUCAUGUCUUAAAAAAAAAGUCUCUUCUUUUCAAUUCCACAGAGAGUGAAAUUAAAGAUGUUCAAAGGUCUAAAGAACCAAAACCAAAAGCCGAACAGAAAAAGAAUGUCAAAAUGGCACCAGUUCAUCGUGUUUUACCCUCUAAUUGCAUGCCUGUUGAUACUCGUAAUCUUAAAUAUAUUGUGGACCCCUAUAAUGAAGGAAGAGAGCCAGAAGCUUUAAGUCCCUCCCAAAAAAUGAAGGAAAUCUUAGAAAAGUACCAUGACCUGUUUACACUACAGUGGGAAGGAGUUAUUGGCAACGUAUAUGUUCCAAGUCAAGCUGAAUGGGAGCAGCUGCUGACAAACUGCAGUGCAUUUCUGUUCUAUGGAAUGGAGAGAUUCUUGUCUCAUAUUUUACUCAACAGACUGGUUGCUAUGAACAUCCCAAAGUGCCAUUUGAUGAUACUUUUAGAUCUGGUACAAUCAAAACAAAGUUAUCAAAGAAUAACCAAUUCUGAUAUCUACAAAAGUUCUUUACAGUUUGCUAUAGAGAGACCAACAGAAACAGUAAUGCUUCUUAGCCUUACUGGUGUUCGUUCUAUAAUAGCCAACCAGUGGUACACUACCCUGCAAGAGAAUGCAGAAAGGCUAGAAAUUUUGUUUGAGAAUUUGUUGCACAUUGGUAGAACAACUGGUCAGACCAUCCAUACUCUUCAAAAAAGGAAGAUUCACAGGGAAAAGGAUUCAGCUCAAAUGGAUGAAGACUCUCACAGUUCUCCUACAGACAAAACAGAACAGAACUUUCACACUUCCUCAACUGCCAUUCAUCCAUCAUUUUUUAAUUGUGUGUUAUAUGGUUUGCCCAACAUAAUUAUUCUGUAAUUUGUGUCAGACUUUCCAUACUAUGAAUUACCACUAGACCGUGCAUAUGGCAUAUCUCACAUUAUUGUGCUAGAUACUCUUCUAUAUAGCCUAAGGAGAGGUAAGCUUAAGAAAACAUCUGUUAUGCUGAUUGACUGAUUUUGGUUUUGGAUAUAAACAGGUUGAUAUUAGAAUAAGUGUCAUGAAAUUAUCGAAAAACACUAAUUUUAGAGAUGUCAGUUGGUAUUCAAAGCUUUUCCGAACUCAGCGAAUCCCUCUAAAGAAUUACUAAUAUUUCUAUUUUCUUCAGAUUCCACUGAAAAUUUGAAAAAAAAAUUCUUGGUGAGUACUAGCACCAACACCUUAAAGGAAACCAGGCUAGUGUUUUGGGGUGUUGAUGCCAAUUUCAUUGGAAUGUUACUGUCAGUGCUUCCAUUUGGGAAUACUUUUCCUUGAUGUAUUUUGUUUUUAAAUGGAAGAUGUAUCAGCUGAAGAAUUAACUGUCACCUUAUUCUGAGUUAAUUGAUUUUUAACUUUGUGUAUAGCAGCAGUUGUAGUUUAAGUAGAAAAUAGGGCAAUAUUAAAGUUUUGCUUUCUUUAUUUUCCCAUAGGCUUUCUGAAUAACAUUAAAGUACCUUUUAUGAAGAUAUAUUAAAUUAUCCCAAAAUCCCAGAUAAGCAUUUUAUAUGCAUAGAUUUUGUAGUAUGUUCUGCUAAUCAGCAGUAUGUUUUUAAAAUACAUACUUUAAAACUUUAUUUGUAAUGAUAACAGGAAAAAAAAAUAUGUAAAGUUAUGUAGUAUGUAUAGAAAAUACAAAGCUAUGAUCAUUAUUGCAACUAAAAACAUUUUAGUUUUUCCAGUAAGAUGGUGAUGCCUGUUUCCUAUGAUUUUUUAUGUUCCUGGUUGAGUAUGAAAAUAGCACUGAAAAUAUACUGUUCUUAGCAUUCCUGCUGUGCUACAGUUAAUUAAAACCUGAUAAGAGUCACAGGGCUAUAUAGACAUUAAUUACAAACUCAUGACUUGUGAGAUGCUUCUUUUAUGUACACAAUAUAAUACAACUUUGUACUUCCUUCUUCAUUGUUCUAACAAUUUAAUUAGAUAACCUUAUAUGAAUCACAGCUUCUCUGUCAACUGUGUUCCCUAAUCCUUGUUAUUCACUCUAUAUGUAACUUCAUUCUUUAUUUAAGCAUGGGACAAAUACUUUGAGAGGCAUAUGUCUGGGCAUUUGGUAACAAUACAAGCUAAAAAAAAAAAAUGAGGAAAAAAAAAAAAA
Messenger RNA from Anas platyrhynchos (mallard), 11229 nucleotides. The record is from RefSeq and is a predicted model, not a curated record. Lineage: Eukaryota; Metazoa; Chordata; Aves; Anseriformes; Anatidae.